Molecule: messenger RNA, 3088 nt
Organism: Bolinopsis microptera
Lineage: Eukaryota; Metazoa; Ctenophora; Tentaculata; Lobata; Bolinopsidae
Product: glycerol-3-phosphate dehydrogenase, mitochondrial-like
Exons: 17
Coding region: 15-2243 (742 amino acids)
Biological process (GO): glycerol-3-phosphate metabolic process
Cellular component (GO): mitochondrion; glycerol-3-phosphate dehydrogenase (FAD) complex
Molecular function (GO): calcium ion binding; glycerol-3-phosphate dehydrogenase (quinone) activity
Source: RefSeq, a predicted model, not a curated record
AGGUAGGAUAAGCCAUGAAGAGGGCCCUAAUAGCCGGAGCAAUAGGGCUGGCCGGGGGUGUAACGGUCUACAAGUGGGACAACCCCUACCAAACAAAAGCUAAAGUUAGAGACGUGGUAUCAUUCCCUCCCGUACCUAACAGAACACAACAGUUAUCUCGUCUUAAGACUGAAGAGUUUGAUGUGUUGGUGAUAGGAGGGGGCGCAACCGGGGCCGGCUGUGUCUUGGACGCCCAAACUCGGGGACUUAGCGCUGCGCUAGUCGAGCGAGGCGAUUUUAGUUCAGGAACGAGCAGUCGGAGCACUAAACUAAUACACGGGGGUAUCAGAUACCUGCAGAAUGCCAUCUUCCACCUGGACAAGGAGCAGUGGGAUUUGGUGUGUGAGGCUUUGUCCGAGAGGAAGAACCUUCUAGACUCAGCUCCCCACCUCAGUGCAGCUCUCCCUAUCAUGAUACCUGUCUAUCAGUGGUGGAAGUUACCUUAUUAUUACGCGGGCACACUGCUCUACGAUCUAGUUUCCUGGGGAGAAAGGUUGAAGUGGAGUCGUGUCAUUUCCAAACAGACCACACUAGAGGAGUUCCCAAUGCUCAGAGACAAAAACCUAAAGGGAGCGGUGGUUUACUAUGAUGGACAGCAGAAUGACGCCCGGAUGAAUGUCAUGCUUGUUUUAUCAGCUGUUCGAGAGGGUGCUGCUGCCUCUAAUUAUAUCCAGGUUGUUGAGAUAUUACACAACGAAGAGGGCAGGAUACGGGGUGCUUUAUGUAGAGACUCUAACACUGGGGAACCAUUUGAGGUAAAAGCUAAGAGUAUAAUAAACGCGACAGGUCCCUUCACGGACUCUAUAAGAAAGAUGGAUAACGUAGAAUCGGAGAGCAUAUGCUCCCCAAGUACCGGUGUACACAUUGUUCUUCCUGGAUACUUCAGUCCGACGAACAUGGGAUUGUUAGACCCAGAAACAUCCGACGGGAGGAUCAUAUUCUUUCUACCCUGGGAAAGGUACACCAUAGCAGGUACGACUGACACCCCCUGUGAACCACACGCCCGACCAGAGGCAACUGAGAGGGAAAUACAGUUCAUCCUGGACGAGAUAGACAGUUACUUCGACUGUAAUGUCAAGAUAAGAAGAGGAGACGUGCUGGCAGCCUGGUCCGGUAUCAGACCACUAGUCCGGGAUCCUAACGCUAAGAACUCAGCUGCACUCUCCAGGAACCACGUUAUAGAGACUAGUGAGAGUGGUAUGGUAACUAUUGCAGGCGGCAAGUGGACUACGUACAGAAAGAUGGCAGAGGAUGCAGUAACUGCAGUGACUAAAGAGCACGGGUUCUCACACGCCACCCCCUGCAACACUAGCGGUGUUCUUGUGGAGGGAGCUGACAAUUACCACCACAACUUUUCUAUCGAGCUCUGUCAGAGAUACGGUUUGACAGCGAGGUCAGUUUUCAUCAUAUUUUAUAGUGGAUCGUUCACUGAUCCCAGCUCAUUCAUUGUUGCAGAACAUUUAGCCCACAACUACGGGACCCAAGCACAUGAGUUAGCUAAGAUGGUCCAACUAACGGGGAAGAGAUGGCCGCUUGUUGGGAAACGCCUUGUCGCUGACAUGCCCUUCAUUGAGACCGAGGAUCCUUUAGUUAUUAAACUUUAUAAAACCAGCGAUUUAACAGGUAAAUACGCAGUUCAGUACGAGUACGCUUGUCAUGUCAAGGACUUCAUUGCGCGGCGCACCAGACUAGCAUUCCUGAACGUGCAGGCUACCAGAGAGUGCCUUCCAAGGGUAGCUGAGUUAAUGGCUGUAGAGUUAGGUUGGAAUGAAGAGACAUUGGAGGCGGAAAUCAAAGACGCCGAAGCACUCAUUGCUUCCAUGGGCUGCAAUUUCAGAUUCAAAUUAGGGUCAGAAGGAGCUCCUCAGGAGAAAUUAAAGCUUUCUAUCUCAGAAUACAAUGAGUAUCUCAAGGCGUUUGAGGAACUGGACAAGGACAAAACUGGUGUACUGAGGCCAGCAGAGCUGUUUGAAGCUUGCCAGAACCUAGGAGUGGAGCUGUCCAUACAGGACGCUAUAAACAUUGUCAAUGAGGUAGAUACGAACAGGAAUGGGGUAAUAGACUUGGAGGAGUUUCUGAUAAUCAUGGCGGGCGGGGCUACAGAGAGAAUUGUAGACAACAGACUUCAGAGACUGGUGGAACUUCACAUUAAGGAGGAAAGGACUGAGAGAAUCCCCACUCAGCGCAGUGGUGGUGGGGUAUAGUGGUGUUAUAUGUGCCACCUUAUCGGACCUUACUUGACCGGACAUUGAGUAAAAGGCGGUGAUACACUAGGGCCUCUAGCGUCCAAUUAAUUUCCGUUCAAAUAAAGUCCGAUAGGGUACUGAUUUAUAGUGUAUAGCGGAAGGGAUAGUUGACUUAGUAAACCAGAUUUGUUUGAAAGCGUCAACAUUCAAAUUACAUCUUUUAGGGUAGAAGUACAUUUUCUUUUAUUUUUGACUUUGGGCGUAUUGAUAGGAGACUGUUGGAUUACAAAAGCUUAUCUAAUUUUAACUUAUCUAUAGCAGGUAUUAAUUCAUCCAUUCUAGGAGUCACGGUUUAUUAAUGAUGGGAGGCUCUAAAAUAAUAAAUCUAUAUUUUGUAAAACUACAAAUGUCAUUUCAUAAUAUCUCAUCCUCAUAAUUUAUUUAUAUGGUUAUUAAACACUAUUAGUAUUUCCAACUUUGUAAUAAAUAUGCAAUGCAUAAUUAUUUAUAAUGAUAUAUAUGGUAUAAUUUUACAGUAUUAUUUACAAUCUUACUAUAAAUUUGUAUUUGUAGACUGCUUAAUAAGUUGACAUUGUGUAAAAUAUGUAAAUAUUAUGUAAAUGGUCGUGAUUUUGGAUUUAAUAGGUUUACAAGGUUUACAAGGUUUACAAAUAUAGAUCUAUAUAUUACAGUAUAAUAACGUUAGAUCGGCGUUGCUAAAAUAAAUUCAAAUUCCGUAAUCCAAAUGGGAGAUAAAACCAUUACCAAAAUGUCGUGGUGUCACUCUGAAGCCAGAGUCGAGUGCAAAUCGAUCAAGAUAGAAGCUACCAAAAAGAGCGAGAAAAGCACGCAAACCCUAGCAG